CCUCGUCGCCAGCAGCCAAUCAGAAAGCGCUUUCUUUCUCUGCGGGCUAAAUAAAGUUGGGCGCUGUUUACAGAGCUUCAGUUGAGUUUGGUGCACUGAGCUACAAGAUCUACAGCUGUGCAGUCAUGUUUCUGACCGUGGCCUCCCUCCUGGCUCUGUGCUUCUGCACUGGGUUCACUGCUCCCAGUUUGGACAGGCAGCUGGAUGAUCACUGGAAGCUCUGGAAGUCCUGGCACAGCAAGAGCUAUCAUGAGAAGGAGGAAGGCUGGAGAAGACUGGUUUGGGAGAAGAACCUGAAGAAAGUUGAGUUCCAUAAUCUUGAGCACUCUAUGGGAAAGCACACCUACCGCUUGGGCAUGAAUCAGUUUGCUGACAUGACCAAUGAGGAGUUCAGGCAAGCAAUGAAUGGCUACAGGAGCAACCCCAACAAGAAGUCCAAAGGUUCCCUGUUCCUGGAGCCCAGCUUCUUGGCGGUCCCUAAGCAGGUGGACUGGAGAGAGAAGGGAUAUGUCACACCAGUAAAGGAUCAGGCUCAGUGUGGCUCAUGCUGGGCUUUCAGCAGUACAGGAGCCCUGGAGGGUCAGCACUUCAGGAAAACUGGCAAACUGGUCUCCCUGAGUGAGCAGAACCUGGUGGACUGCUCUCGUCCAGAGGGAAACCAGGGCUGCAAUGGUGGCAUCAUGGAACAGGCAUUUCAGUACGUCAAGGACAAUGGUGGCAUUGAUUCUGAGGAGUCUUACCCCUACACUGCAAAGGAUGACCAGCCAUGCCGUUACGACCCUAACUUCAACUCUGCUAACGACACUGGAUUUGUGGACAUUCCCAGUGGUGAAGAGCAUGCUCUGAUGAAGGCUGUUGCUGCUGUGGGCCCUGUCUCAGUUGCCAUUGAUGCUGGUCAUGAAUCUUUCCAGUUCUACCAGUCUGGGAUCUACUAUGAGAAGGCGUGCAGCAGUGAGGAGCUGGAUCAUGGUGUUCUGGUGGUUGGUUAUGGCUUUGAAGGAGCAGAUGAAGAUGGAAAGAAGUACUGGAUUGUGAAGAACAGCUGGAGUGAGAAAUGGGGUCAGAAUGGCUACAUCUACAUGGCAAAAGAUCGGAAGAAUCACUGUGGAAUUGCAUCAGCAGCCAGCUAUCCUUUGAUGUAAAAGCUGAAGGACUGUGCAUCUGUAACACACACCAUAUUUUUGCUGUGGCAAUUGGGCUUUUCUGGAAGCAGCUGCUACUGGCCCUGAAGCAAAACCACAAGUGUGGUUUUUGGCAACACUGUUUUAGAGACUUAAUUUAAUUUUAUCCUUUUAUUUUCAUCUUGUUUUUAAUAAAUGUUGUUUGUAAAUAAGUAUGAACAUUUUCCCUUUUAUGUAGGUUUGUUUGCCUGCUUUCCUGUGUUUUUAUACAGGCAUGCAAAUGUUACAUUAAAAUGUUAUGAGAAGUGGAAA
This is a messenger RNA of Astyanax mexicanus (Mexican tetra), 1433 nucleotides long. RefSeq names its product procathepsin L. Gene Ontology annotation, biological process: immune response. Gene Ontology annotation, molecular function: cysteine-type endopeptidase activity. Lineage: Eukaryota; Metazoa; Chordata; Actinopteri; Characiformes; Acestrorhamphidae. Bases 126 to 1142 code for a protein of 338 amino acids. The record is from RefSeq and is a predicted model, not a curated record. Gene Ontology annotation, cellular component: lysosome. The transcript is spliced from 8 exons.